AUACAGCUUUGCUGAGGAGACCAGGGCCACAUUCCUGCUUCCAUCCAGCCCUCAUAGCUGGAGAAGAGACUCAGGUUCCAAAAUGUUGCUGGGUGAAGCAACUGUCUUUUUUUGUUUCCAGUAAAAUACCCAUUGUGGUGAAUUUAUUUGAAGGUGGCUCAAAGGGAAUCACUGGUCCAACAUCUCCUUCCUUUUGACAUUGAAGCAUUUCCAAUAGCUUUAAGUAACUGGUUAAAAGAAGGAUCUCUGCUAUCUUCAUAUGAGUUAUGUGAUGCUGCUACUACUUGAUGAUUCAGUGGUCUGUUCUCAGUUUGCCACACAUCUCACUCACAGAGAGAAAAUAAUUCCUUGCUCUCCUGUUUCCAAAUUCUCUAGCCUUUUCUUUACACUGUUGUAAAUUUGGUGUGAAAUUCAAUCACUGUUAACAAAGUAGUACCUGAUUGGCAACAUGGUCUAAGAUUAAGAUUAUAUCAGACACUUAAGAUCUUGGACAAAAGUGCAUCCAGUAAUAGAAACCCAUAUAAAUAUAUAAAACCAUGUAAACAGAAAGUCUUUCUUGCAUCUUUUGAAAAUUUUCAUAAGAUGAUGGGGAAAGAAAAGAUUGCUCAUUUAGUAAAUAAUAGUCUUAAGAUAUAAAGCAUUCUCAUUUUUAAAAAACUGCCUCCGGUCUUCAAAAAUUGCAUUUUGUAUUCACAGGAAAAUUCAGGUUGGAAAUUAUCUUAGCAGGUCUUUAAUCCCACCUCUUCCUCACAAGAACAUCAGUUACGAGAUCAAACCAAGCUGCUGAGGGCUUUGUUCAGUGUGGUCUUGAAAACCUCCAAGAAUGGAGGCCACAUAACCUUUCUAAGCAAUUCAUUCCAAUGUUUCACCAUCCCCGUGAUGAAAAGGUUUUCCCUUAUGUCCCUCCUGAACUUUUCUUUUUGUCAUUAUCUCUCUUCCUCUCACAAGCCACACUGUGAAAAGCCUGGCUCCAGCUUUUGAUGGCCUUCUCUCAGGUGCUGGAGGGCUUCUGGAUCUCUUCUCUAAACGUCCAUGUGGCUUUGUGAAAGCAUUUAUUGAUUCAAGAAAUUUUUGUUGGCCACAGAUAAAAAAAGUUCCUUCUUUUAAUAGUCUCUCUUCAUAUAACUUCAAGAUUAAUUUGAAAUAAUCCAAGCAUUUACUACAUUGAAAAAACAACCGGAGGCCCACAUUUAUCCUGGUCUUGAAUCCUCCCUAAGCUACCUGUAAAACAGCAUUGCUAAGCAUGGAGAUCCUCACGCACAUCUCACUCCAGUCACUUCACAUGAUACCUAGUUGGGUUUGGUUCAAUGUUCAUAUGGUAAAUACAAUUUAUUUAUUAUCUGCAACAAGAAUAAAUCCAAGUUUCUUUUUUUUCUUUUUUUUUUUUGGUAGAGAUUUCUUGAGGAAGUAGCUCUAGAGCGGUAGAUUCCAUACAGGUAUUUCUGGGAUUAAUUGAUGCUGGACAUUGUGGAUUAUCUCAUCUUUUAUUUCAACAUAUUUCCAAUCUUCUAUAUAGUUAAUUUCAGAAGAAGAUACACAUCCUCUGGUGUGUUACAGCACUGUAGUUUCUGGGAGGGUCAGGAUAUGACCCAGACUUAUAAUAAAGGCCAAGGGCUCUGUUAUCAUUGAUGUUGAAUCUGCCAGGGCUCUGUACACAGUCUGGACCUGCAUUAAUGAAACCCUUGAGCUAACCAGGUUUUGGCUUGGGCAUUUCACUAUUUCCUGGCCACUGCAGCUUUCCAGAGAGCUCCAAGAAAAAAAUGACAUAACCUUAUGUUGAGUUUCUCUUUCUUGGAAGAUGGACAUGCCCUAAUUCAAUCUUCCUCUGUCACUCCUGUGUUUUUAAAAGAAGAGGUAAUGAGGUUCACAUGUGUAACGGUGUAAAUGUAUAAUGUCAUAUAUACUUACCUGGUUUAAUCAAUCACAGGAUGCAAGUAUUUUAUGUCAGUAGCAUAAACUGAGAGCGCUUCAACAUAAUAAAAUGUUAAGAUCUUGUAAAUAUUGCCUGUACAAACAUGCAGCUGGUGAAUAUGGAUGUCAAGAAGAUGAACACCUGGGAAUGCCUUGUAACACAUAGCAUAUUUGGUAGCUCUAUAUAGAAUUGGUUUGUCUUUUCAAAGUGCAUUUCUAAUAACCACAACAAUCAAACUUCUGGUUUUAUUUUAUUUCAUAUGAAUCACUUUUAUUGUUGCUUUAAUCAAUGUUAAAUGAUCUUUUUCUAUUUUUCUAUCUUUCACUUCCUGCAAUGUUUGCUUUGAAACCUCACCUAUAAGACAAGCAAAGUAAAUUGACUAUUUAUAAUGGUUACUAUUCAUGCCUUGAUUUGACACCACCACAAUAAAAAUGAAGACUCCUUUUCCCUUUUCCUUGAGGAAAAGCUCAGGAGCGACACCUGAGAUUUUCAAAAGGUUACCUUCUGUUCAUUUUAGGGGGCAGCUGCAGUGCUUCAUUUGACACAAAUAGUGAACUAAACAAAUACUUGUAUCUGUGGACCAACAGUGGAUUUACUCCAGUGCAUUUAUACAGAUAAAGAACAGAAACAAGAUCUACCUCCAAUACAGCAAUUACAGAAUUCAAGGAAUCUUUUUUUUCUUCCUGUGGAAUCUGUCUGAGAAAAAUACUGUUGAAAUCUUAAAAUUCUUUAUAAUAUUUAUCUGAAAAUACUUCGUGUUUUCACCUAUGUGGACACCAAUCAGGAAGUCAAAAUGAUUGGUUUAAAUUUGAAGUGAGAACAAAAUCAGAAGUUGAAAAUUGCCACAUGGCAGUGUCAUGCCUGAAGAAAUGCAAUGGUUCUCGUAUUUAUAUUUAAUAUGGUUCUAAAAUAAUUUCCUUAAUUCUUCUCUGCAGUGCAGAGUUUAAAAGUCAUUCAAGGAGCACAACAAAUUAAAAUAAUUCAGUAUUUCCUUGUACAAACUGUUCAGGCUGAAAUGCUUAGCUUGUGAAAGAAUUAAUCCCUGGAUCUUUGCAUCCACUUUAUCAACUAAUACAGAGACAUUUCUACCAGAAAAACUAGUCCAAAAAUCAUUCUCCAUCAGAAGCUUGAGAUCAGGAUCAGCCAAGGUAUCUUUCAACUGUUUUGUUACUUAAUUUAGAAAUGCUUAUUUGUGUUGAUGUAAAUUAUACUUCUGAUCACAAUGGUAUUUUUCUGGCUUUUGAGAACCAGUGAGGAAAAGUGAGCAAACCAUGUCAGUUAUUUUUGGCCUGUCUUUUAUUUCACAUCUAUCUGUGUUCAAGAUUUGUUAGGGGUUGUAAAAACAAUAGGUAAAGCAUUUGGAGAACACUGAAUCCUUUGAUUUGCUCCAAGUAAUACAUGAAAAGUGAUUAUUAUGUUGAUUGUAAACCAGGAUGUCAUUUAGGUAUCUGUCCUUUCCAGAAUAGCUCAGAUUUUCUAUGGGAAAAGCUGGAUGCCAUUGGGUCAGUCACACUGAGGAAGAAAGAUAAGUGAAGGAAUAAUCAAGGAGAUCAUGUCCAGUCCUGGAUUCAAAACAUGCUUUGUGAGAAGUCAUUCCCUAGCUUUGAGACCAGAUGCACUCUUAUGUUCUACAUUGGCAGGGAGCACUGAAAAAGCAGGACCUCAGAAGAACAGUCAAUUUCCGUGUUCAGCUACUCUUAAAAAGUUCCUGCAUUCCAUACUUUUUAUUUCUAAAGUUUGUGAACUCAGAUUUUGUUUAUUUUUUAAUCAGAAGAGCAUUAGAAAAGCAACAAGAGAAGUUAAGACUAGAAAGUGUUCUUUGUCAUCCUGUUAUAAAAAGCGAUUUGCUAGUAUUGUUAUUUCAGCACAUUGUAUACUAUGCCUUUUUACCUGGAAGCCAAAUUUAAUUUCCAAUGUGGUAAGCCAUGCUGAACUCCCUCUUCCAGAUUCAGAACUCACACAGAAAUCAUAAGUCUUCAGUUUGCUUCCAAAUGCACAUAUUUGGGUUUCUUUUUUCCUGUGGCAAGGCAUAACUUCUGGGCUGCUGCACAGAAUCUGGCUUUAUUUGGUUCCUAUAUUGCACCUUGACACUAGAGGGGGAAAGAACCAAACCAGUAGGAAUAACUAUAGUAUAGAAAUAAACACACCUUGAUGAUAUUAGUGACUCAGUUUGCAACACCCUCAGAAAAUGUAGAUCUCAAAAGUAAGCCUGAGUGGAAAUUUUUAAGGUAUAAUUUACCCUGCCAAGUUCGUCAGCUGGAAUGCUUUGUUGCUCUGAACUAGAAAGAAUAGAAGAGGACAAAAAACUGAUUAAGUGCUGUAUUUGUUCAUUUAUAUCUUAUAGUUUCAUACCCUUAAUUGUGGAAUGUACUUCAAUGGAGGAAAUUUGUGCCAGCCCAGCUGUGCACAACUCCAUGGUUUGCAUCCAUUGCAGAAAACCAGUAGGCUGGCAUUCUCUCGGCCUGGUAGUCAUAGGUCCUAUCAACAACAACCCAGCAAACACCUGGAUCUCCCACCAGAGACAGCCCUGCUAGUGCAACACCCCAUGCUUCUCUACCCAUAUCCAUUCCAUAGGAAUGGAAUAACAAGCUGUACCUUUUAGUUAUGGAAGUCAGAAACAAGAGUGAUGGUCUUGAUAGAUACUGUGUAAGGAAUUGUCAUCCUUAGCACAGACCAAGAGAAGGCCUUCCAUCAGUGAUUAUAAGCUGGAUGUCUCAGCUGAUUCAGAUCAGGUUGCUUCGUAAUGUUGUUGCAGUACUCAGUAAUAUCAAUGCUACUGUAACUUCCAUCUCCCAAAUGUUUCGCUUUUCCAGUUGAAAAGAAACACCAGAGCAUCAAGGCUCUGAGUCCUUGCACAUUGCACUUUCCUGUUGAAAUAUUUCUAUUCCCCCCACUCACACUGACAGAGUGGUCCCAGAAAAAGUCCAGGAUGGUCUCCUGGGAAUUAACCACAAAAGUUUUCACUUUUCAGAGUGGUAAGAGGCCUUCUGCUGCCAGUCAGUCAUCCUCCUCUGGAUAAUGGCUGGCCACAGGUUACGAGCACAGUACAAAUGGCAAGUCCGGGGAUUUUCCCAGAUACAGAUAUGAAUUAAAUCAUUUUUUCCAGUCUUUUUCUGUGAGCACUACCUCUUGUUUGAAGGUGGAUGUAAAACCAUCUGAAUGCUAAGCAAAGUAGGGAUAUUUAUAUCCAGAACAUUUUAACAGUAAGAGAGUGUAAUAACAAAUUUGCAGCCCUAGCCACCUGGCCAUCUUCCUCUGCAUGUGUGUGUGAGUGUGUGUUUGUUUUCUUUCAGAAGCAGUGUGACACAGAUGACACUUGCCAUACAGCUCUUCCUACAGAAAAAAAUGCAAGCCCAGCUCAUUUCGAGUGCAUGAUAAUUAUUAAGGCUACCAUGAGUGAAACUCUGAUACAUUUUAGCUAAUGAUUAACCUUAAGCCCUCCUUCCCCCAUAUGUAUUUGGAUUAAAAGGGCAAUACAGAGACUGAAAGCAGUAGGCAUGAGUAGUUUAUUCCCUAACUCUAUGGACUAAAGGGUGGAGUCAUCUGACAGAGUUCAGGAGCAGUAGGCCAGGCAGUGAGGGGAUUGAUCUUAUUAGGACUAGAAAAGAAAGAGGUUCUGUUGUGUGACCAAGUUGAAUUCAGGAUGUUUGUAAGCUUCACCAUGCUGGUUUUACUGGUGCCAGCAAUGUUUGUGUGGUACAGACAGCAGCUAUUGACUUUUCCAUUUAUUCAGCUCCAUACUCUUCUUUCUUCUGGGGAGUCUGCUGUAAUUAGAGAGUUUAGAGCAUUUUCUUGUACACAAGUCUAGUGUUUAGAGUAAGGCUUUACUUGUCAAGACUUUAAGAGUCUAUCUGUGACUCCAUAUGUAUAUGACCUGGGGUAAGUCAUAUAACCGCAGUUUUGAUUCAGCUUCCCAGCCUGGAAAUCAAUACCAACCUCAGAGGGCUUUAUUCAUUUGAUUGAGAUCUUUAGAUAAAACAUUCUGAUUCACAAUUCUUAUCAAGCCCUUUAUUUUAGAUAGAGAACAGAUGUGGAGGGGUAAAAUUUCUCUGUUAGUCUCAUUUUGUAAGCCCUGAUACCCUGAUGUUCUAUUGAAAAAUUCUCCAGGGCAAUAGCUGGGAACAUGGGUGUGUGAUUCCUGGGUGUUUUGGGUAGGUCACAUCUUGGGACAGUAACCUAUGAAGUACUGAGCAGGAUCAGCAGCAUGCCUCUCCUCAGCAUGCACAGCCGGCAGAUCAGCUGGACUCCACUGCUGGUACUGGGUUAUCUCUUUUACCUCCUCCUGGGUGCUAUGGUGUUCCAGCUGCUGGAGAAGCAGGCAGAGACACAUUUUCGGGACCAGUUCCAGCUGGAAAAGCUCAAGUUCCUGCAGAACUACACAUGCUUGGACAGACAAGCCCUGGAGCAGUUUGUACAGGUCCUCAUGGAAGCAUGGGAAAAAGGGGUCAACCCAGAAGGAAAUUCUACAAAUCCCAGUAACUGGGACUUCAGCAACUCCUUCUUUUUUGCAGGAACUGUUGUCACCACUAUAGGUUAUGGUAACUUGUCCCCCAGCACAGUGGCAGGGCAGAUCUUCUGUGUGUUUUAUGCCUUAUUUGGAGUGCCCCUCAACCUGGCCUUCCUUAAUCAGCUGGGAAAAGGUCUCAAUGCUCAUCUGCUUACCCUGGAAAGAUGGGUGCAAAAGCCAGGGCGUGCCCAGGUGGUUCAAACAUUGGCAGUGGCCAUCUUCCUGACCACUGGGACCUUGCUUUUCCUGGUGUUCCCACCGUUAGUCUUCAGUUAUGUAGAAGGCUGGAGCUAUGGAGAAGGUUUUUACUUCACCUUCAUCACCCUGAGCACCAUUGGAUUUGGGGACUAUGUAGUAGGCACAAACCCCAACAAGCAUUAUAUCCCCGUGUACAGGAGCCUAACUGCAAUAUGGAUUGUUUUUGGCUUGGCCUGGCUUGCUCUGGUCUUCAACGUGGGAGCUGACUUGAUGGAAAGAUACCUUCAGCUAAAGUGGCACAAGUCUGACUUAAGCUUGGCAGAAGGAGCCACCACCAAAUUGGAAGAUGAACCUGAGCAGCCUAGAAUCCAUAUCCCUAGCUGAGCAAGUGGGAUACAGUUCUAAUGGUCACUCAUUUUCAAAAAAAUCCAGAGUGACUGCCUCCCAGCUUCAAUAAGAAGUCAUGUCACCAAGAAUCUCAAGUGGAAAAAGUCAGGUACAGAAAUCUUUCUUCAUUUCCAAUCAGAAAACAAACAAAACCACAGAGGAAUAUCAUCAGUAAUGAACACCUGCUUAAUGACAUCCAUCCAAUUAAGAUUCAGUUGAUAUUGUCUGGAAUGAGCAGCUUUCAUAUCAAAUGAUAGCAUUUCUUUAUUUUCUGGGCUUGCCUUUCAAUUGUGAGGAAAUUAUGUGUCUGUCCAGCACUGCCUGGACUGUUACAGUUCAUCUCAGAGUGAACUGCCAGCUCAAAGCAGGUCCUUAUCGUGGUUCAUUUCACAGCCACUUGAUAACAGCACUUUAAACUAAAUCUAAAAGCAAGGAGACAUCCUUAUUUCCAGUCAGAUCACAAGCAUUAUUACAGUCUGGCAUUUGCUUUGGGCCAGUUCAUAGAAGAGCUAUUAUGUACCACACAGAACUGAUGCUGUACAUUUACCUCUAAAUAAGGCCAAUGAUAGGCUCUUGCAUUAAGUCUUAUCCUCAGUCAGGCCCAUUGUGUGACCCAUGAAGCAGGGAGAUUGAAUUUAUCACAGUUGUUGUAAGUCAAAAGCAGCAGCAGCCAUCUCCAAAGGAGCUGAAAAACCAAAGGAGUACAUAAAAGCACCUAAUAAGAGACUAGUCACUGAGAUGCAGAUCUGUAGCCAUACUCUCUAUCAAAGUAAACUCCAGAAACUUGAUAAAACAAUUAUCCAUUCAUUGGGUACCAUGCUCAAUCAUCACUAACAUGUUCCAUGGGUAUGCUCAUAACUAUAUACACACUGCUAUUUAUUCAGUAUGUUUAUAUCUCAUAGUAACCAUCAACUAAUCCCUUUGAAGUCAUUUAUAAGUGGGACUUUAGUGUAAAGCAUGAGUGCAAUAUGGCUGGGUACAUAGACUAGCCCCAAGCUAGCGUAUUUCUGACACACUAUAGGAACAUGAAAUGUCAGCCUUUCAGCAGCUGCUUUGAUAUUUCGUUUUGGAGAAGUGUCCAUAAAACAUGUAGAGACUUGUGUAGGUCACUAAUCUUUUCCUGCAUACUUUCUGAGCUAGAUUUUUACUUCUGAGGAGGGUCACAACAUAUGUUUGUUCUUACACCUGACAUGGUGCAUGUUUUCUUUGCCAGUUGCUGACUCCUGCAUAGUGCAGUGUGGCUACUCAAAUCUGAAAUGCUGGCAUAAAAGAAUGCUGGUUAUGGUUUAUCCAACUAAUUUAAAAAAUGAAUGUUCAAAUGCAUAUCCCGUCCAAGAUUUCCCUCAUGUCUUACCACUACCUACCUCACAGAUUUUUAUCGCCUCGGUUUUUGCACUGAUCUUCCUCUAUGCCCUCAGCUAUUCCCAUACAUUUAUGCAAUGGCUUUCUCUGUAGACUUUCACUGAGAGCAGCCAACUCUCUCCUGUCUGGCUUUUUGUAUCUUUGCAAAUCUCAUGGGAAACUUUGUCUCUCAGUAUUUUCUGUUCUUCAGACAGAAUGUUUGCACUUGCACUUGUUAACAUCAUCACCAUCACUGUACUCUGUACCUGCCUUGUGUUAACACCACAAGACACUUCUGGCCUCUUUAUGUAAAAGACAAAACUGAAGUUCUGCUGACUGUUCUAUCUAACCUGUUCUCUUCACCUUGCCUCUUUCCAUGCCUUCUGUACUUUAUCAAGCCGUAGUCAGCCACAACACAUGCACUAGUCUAAAGGUGAUCCUAUCCAGUGUUUUACACCAUGCUGCAUGCCAUAAUAAAAAUGAUAAAGAGGUUGAUCAGUGAUAGAAAGCACUUACUGGCAGUGUUUCUUAAAAUUAUCCUUACUUGACAUCUGACUGCAGGAAGUCUGGAUUGUUUUUCCCGCAGUCCAGAAAAUUGCUCCUGUAUCUGAUACUGAUUUUGCAAAGUAGCAGCAAAUGGUGAGACUACCUCCUGGAUUUUUUGCUACUGCUGUGUUUAAUAAAGCUGACAGCAACUGCAGCAGUUCUGCAGCUGCCCAACAGAAGACUCAAAAAGCUGCCUUUAAAUCAAGCAUAUGGCCAUAUUGGAAGAGAAAUGAGAAGGAUACUGAUGCCCUCUCCCGUGUUACAUAAGUGAUAGAAAUUUCUUGCUCAUCUUGUCAAUUUUUCAAGGUCUUGAAAAGCUCCUAAAGGUCAUGCACAUCUAUAAUCAAGGUUACUUCGAGAUACAUACCGGGAGCACUGGCCCAGUUUUUGACCAUGGUGGACCAAGUGCUUUCUGGCAGCCUUCCUCUAAUAAAAAUGUAGUCAUCAAAUACCAACUGACCAGCUAAGAAAAGUAAUGUGGAAGAACUGUGCAGUCACAAGGACUUGCCAUGAGCCAGAGGAGCACACGAAAGGGACACUUUUGGUCUAAUAACUCAUUUUACCAGUGGUGUAUUUCCGCACACAAUGGAGAACACACAUGCUCAGCUCCAGGCAUGGAAAACAGCACUUCUGAAGCCUCUGAAUGUGGCUCUGCAGGCUGUGGCAGAAGCAAUGGCCCAGGUAGCACUCAACUAUGAUGUGGAAAAGUAGCACUUUGUCUUGAGCAGCUACCACCUGCAGUCCAGCACAGGAUAUGAAGCAAAUGUCCUUCCAAGCUUACACUUACCCUUUUAGCCUACUCAACAAGCCCUCCUUCAUCCUCAGAUAUACAUGUUGUCCUUCCAGACAACACCGAAGUAUCAUUGGCUAAGAUUUGAGCCUUUCUCUGGGGAAAUGUAAAUAGAAGACUGACAGACAAAUGACAUUUCUGAGAAUACUCAAGGAAACAGCCAUUUAAAUAUUAUAUGAUUCUGUAAAGGUUUGUUGUGAAUCUUGAUCUCUUUCUUCCCAGAGUCCUUCUAGUAAGCGCAUGCCCGAAUGUCCUGCAUUUUCACAGUACGUCUUGUAGAUAAAAACCCUGAGUCUCACUUGUAAUUAGUUUUAUAUAUCUUUAGUAUAAACAUUAAAUACUAUAUGUUUAGUCCAUAGUGUUUCAUCACAGUUAUACUCAGAGCUCUUUGUAUAAACUAUCUGGGUUUAAAUGCAGCUAAAAUGUCAAAAUGUAGCUCAGAUGUGUCUAUUUUCUGAUCUUCAA
Molecule: messenger RNA, 10146 nt
Organism: Corvus hawaiiensis (hawaiian crow)
Lineage: Eukaryota; Metazoa; Chordata; Aves; Passeriformes; Corvidae
Product: potassium channel subfamily K member 16-like
Exons: 6
Coding region: 6117-7001 (294 amino acids)
Biological process (GO): stabilization of membrane potential; potassium ion transmembrane transport
Cellular component (GO): membrane
Molecular function (GO): potassium ion leak channel activity
Source: RefSeq, a predicted model, not a curated record